This is a messenger RNA of Pararge aegeria (speckled wood butterfly), 3136 nucleotides long. Its product is annotated as BAG family molecular chaperone regulator 2-like. Bases 147 to 770 code for a protein of 207 amino acids. Gene Ontology annotation, biological process: protein stabilization. Lineage: Eukaryota; Metazoa; Arthropoda; Insecta; Lepidoptera; Nymphalidae. Gene Ontology annotation, molecular function: protein-folding chaperone binding; adenyl-nucleotide exchange factor activity. The transcript is spliced from 4 exons. The record is from RefSeq and is a predicted model, not a curated record.
GUUUAAAAAACGAAUGUGUCAAUCUGACAGUGUCAUAACGUCAUUUUUCAUCAAGAAAAGGAAAAUUUAACUUGUAAGAUAAGCGAUUCCUCCUGAUUUUUAUUUCAAAAGUAUUUUAAGUUAGGUGGACGGACCUAAACAAGUUAAUGCUCGCUGCACCUGAUCCGGAUAGAGCUCAAAAAAUGGAGGUAGACGUGUAUACCAUUCCCGAAUGUUCUCGUUUACCCCUCAUCGACGAAACAUCGGCUCUUGGGACUACGGCACCGAAAGACAGGUUGAUAUCGGUGCUGGAUCAGGUUGAGAUGCGAGUGGAGCGUCUGAGGCGAGAUACGGUGCGAAUUGAGGAGGAGCGGGACUCCUUGCUGUCCACCCUGGACAGUGUGAAGCACUCCGAGCUGCUGGCUGAGAUAUCUGAAUGUGAUAAGGACGACAUUGCCCGGUACGCGGACCGCAUCCUGGCGCGGGCUAUGACCGUGGAGGUGGCGGUGCGGACCGACCGUGACCCGCAACAAGAAGACGCUCUGUAUCAGGUGAACCUGCUAAUAGACCAGCUGGUGGUCUCGGUACACGAAGACACAGUGAUAGCGCACUCGCGCUGCCAGACCUACAUGAACGCGUGCACCUCUCAGCCCGACAGCAGCAGCGGCACCGACAGAAACUUCGAGACCGCGAUCCUGGGCUGUACCCUCGACGACCAGAAACGUAUCAAGAAACGCCUCCAAGGUCUCCUGGACUACAUCGCGAAAAUGAACGUGACCACGUGCUCGUGAGAUACGCAAACAUUACCCAGUAACUUUUUAAAUAAGCGUUUAUGCUUCGAAGUUUCAAAGUUAUCGCGAGUUCGCCUUUAGAGUGCCUAUGCACUGGGUGGGACCUAUUGUGUAACUGUUGACAGGUUGCCAUCCGGAUCUUUUCAUACAUAUCAUUUAAUCUGUGGUUCUACUCGUCGCGAGUUUUGUAUGGAGUCGACCUGUCUGUGACCGGCUGGGAAUUGGCAGAAAAGUUGACACAAUUAUAAAAAUGAGCUUUAUUAACCACAAUCAUUCAUGCAGCAACAUUUAAAUAAUUAUAAAAAGAGGAUAGGAAAAAACCUUUUUUUUUUUUCUUUAUUGUUCAACAUAGAGAAUAGAAAUAUUACGAACUUAUGCUUGGUAGCUCCCCUCGUAUCAAACAACACAGGGUUUAUGUAACCAGAUAUAAUGAAUAUUUAAUUUUGAAAUUAUAAUCCCAAACCUAUUAUUUAGGUUAUUAAAAUAUACUUUGCGUCACUGUGGUUAAUAAGGUCAGCAGCACCAUUGCAAUGCGAGGUCCAGCUGCCGUAACGUUCAACCUUUCUGAAAGUUCGUCUCCAUACGUAAUACAAGUUCUGACAUAAGUGAGAUUAGUAUUUUUUUUCAAUAAAUAAAAUUGCAAAAUCUAGCGAUCUGCCAUGACAGGUGAAACGGCGAAUGACGUCACGUCUUUGUAAACAUUAUUUUGUACACUUUGAACUUAAUAUUGGCGUAUAUCAAGUAUUAUGCGAUUUCAAACUAUCAGUUGCUCAGCUUUGUGUUAUCUAUACUAAAAACAAAAACCUUUAGCUAUGGGACAAGAAUUUACUAAGGCGGAUAGCUCUAAUUUUGUUACAACGUCACGAAGGCGGCCAUGACACCUGACGAGCGUUUUCGCGGGAAAUAUUUUUUUGAAAAUAUAAUUUACAAUUUAGAUCAACAAAACCUAUAGUUUUUUUCUCAAAAUUAGUCAUCACGCCUUUUGCGGUUGUACGUGUCAAAUCGCCAACAAUACUGUCAUUGAAUUAGUACAAUACAGUGCGCAGUUAGCCCAGUGCAUAGGUCCCCUAGGCCUCUAUACGAGAAUGUAACGUUUGUAUCGCAAGCUAAGAUUGUCAUUUUAUUAAUAAAGCAACUUAAGUCGUUUAAAAAAAAAAUUACAUCGUGUAACACAGCUUUUUAACUAAAAUUAUGAGCUUGCCGGUUUCUACAAUAAAAUUGAAUUAUUUUAAUAAAUUUUUUGUUUAUUUUGUUCCAAAUUUGAUUGUAAACUUAUUGAUGUUCUGCUUUGGAAUUUUUCGCCCAAACUGGUUAGCCUGUGAUACUUGACGAAUCACCUGACAGUGUCAAAAUCUCCAACCAUAGACUACAAAUAUAUAAUAUAAUAAGAAAUAAAAAUUUUAUGUGGUGUAGUUUUUUUAGCACUCGUUCACUUAAAAUUUUUGUGAAAUUUGCAUUGCUGUAAGCAUUUAAGUAGUUUCUUAAGGAGACCGUCUCUUUUAGAAACUACUUAAAUGCUCAGAGAUGUUUGCAAAACUUUGCGGAUGACGUCCGAACUAAAUUGUAAGUAUUGAAGCGGAUAAUGUGAUCUUCAUUUUGGUGGCCUAAGUUCUUUCGAUCAAUAUUGUACUAGAUAUGCCAUACGGAAUGUGACGUUUCUUAUACUUAUUAUUUUGUUAAUAAAUAUUAAAAUGUUAUCCUUUUCACAAUGUUCCAUGUAGAAAAGGACAGCACUACUUUCAGCCAAUUGAGUUCCGAAUUUUGUGUUCUAUCUUUUUCCUUAGUGGUGAAUCCUUUUCACAAUGGUUCCUGUAGAAAAGGACAGCACUACUUUCAGUCAAUCUAGUUGAGUUUAAGAUAUGUGUUCAAAAAAUUGGCGCCAUAUGUACUUAACAUUAUCGUUCCGUAACUAGAUGAAAGCUUCAAGAAAAAAAGUGAGACAUAACAAAAUUCUGCAUUAUGAAUAAGUGAACUGUAACUGAUCUGUGAACGCACUCCGGUUGCGAAAGCCAGAGAGAUGUGGGUAUGAAACCCAUGUCGGUUUCAAAAUUUUGGAUAUGGAUUUCUAAAAUAAAAUAUAAAUUUAAAUUUGUCUUCUAUGGUUUUAAAUCAUUAAAUAUAAUGUAAAUUAUUAGCACGUUUUAGUUUUAAAUUAUUUGAUCGUAUUUUCGGACGCUUCGCAUACACACAUUAGUUUUCUUAUGAAAAAAUUACUUAUUUAUUACGCACACUUUUUGAAGAUCUACAGCAUAUCUAGUGUUUUAUUGAUCGAAACUAUCUGUCUAUUAUAUUAAUAAUAUGGCCUUACUAAUAAUUUCCGAUAUUGAUAAGUAAGUAUGUAUAUUAUCGCAUAUACUAUUUUUAAA